Messenger RNA from Anopheles moucheti, 2104 nucleotides. RefSeq names its product transmembrane protein 216-like. The transcript is spliced from 2 exons. Gene Ontology annotation, biological process: non-motile cilium assembly. Gene Ontology annotation, cellular component: ciliary transition zone. The record is from RefSeq and is a predicted model, not a curated record. Bases 302 to 715 code for a protein of 137 amino acids. NCBI's taxonomy places the organism in Eukaryota, Metazoa, Arthropoda, Insecta, Diptera, Culicidae.
CUGUGUGGUGGACUUUUUUGUGAAGUUACUUUAGCUAGGUAAAAUAAUAAGUUCUCUGAAAAAACGCUGGUCUUUAGUGUUUUAGGUAAACCCGUCUGACUGGCCACGGGCGGUUUGGAAGAGAGGGCCUCGUCUUCGCCACGGUGAUGUGGAAUAUAGCGCCUCGAACCAACAAAGCUCUUCGAUGUCCGUACACCACCGUCGGAUGAUUAUGUACCCGUAGUGACCGUUCACGGAAACAUCGCACAUCAGCCACCCGCCCCGGGGAGCCUAGCAACGGAGUGAAGACGAAGGAAUAACAAUGGGAAACCCAAGCCUAACGUACGAGAUUUUACUCUAUCUCAAUUCGUUUUACUUCGGAAUGUUCGCUACCUGCGAGCUGGGAAUGCUCACUCUGAAGGCAGUCAAUUUAAAGUAUCCGGAUCAUAUUCUGCUUCGGGAGGCGUGCAUUCUGGUAGCACUGUGUUUGGUUGAAACCAUCCGAAUCAUCCUGGGCAGACGAGGUAGCCUUAGUGACCAUGGUUGGCAUGUGAUCCUGUCCGUUUUUCUUACAAUUCCCUGUGGAAUGGGCGUAGGAUAUCUUCUCUUUUACCAGCUGCACCGACUACGCCUGGAGUACAUCCUAUGUGCCUUAAUGUUAUCACUACAGGCAGCAGAACUGUUCUUUGCAAUACUGUUCGUAUUCACGCUGUGUCGGCCGCCUUCCUACGAUUAAUUUCUAGUCCAUCAAUAACAAACUGCCAACGCUCUCGAAACCGAUUUCCGCCCAGAUUGUCUGGAUCGGCCUACCACGCCCGGAAUGGCGUUGUAAUUCCUAAAGGCAUACCGUUCCUGGCCGUGUUAAAACUACCAUUCGGCGCACCUACUAUACUAUAGUGUACUAUAGUUGAUAUCGCAAUGCGCAUCAUGUUGCAUUUGCACACACCAAUGUGCCCCUCGAAACGGACGCGGAAGUAUCACCAUCAUCAUCAUCGUCAUCAUCUUGCUCAAAUGGCCAAAACAAAACCGGUGCCAUCGUAAGGCUGGUAGUGAAUAGGUGCCACGUAGUUUAUCGUAACGUAUUGAAAACCCAAGACAGAGCAACAUUUUAAUGCCGUCUGCAGCGAAUUUGGGCCGCCGUAUGUACCAUGGACAUAUGUGUAAGAAUCGGCAGAGAAAAUCGGUUGUUGUCGUGCAGUCGAUCGGUUGAUCGAUAUGCCACUGUAGGAUAGAAUUAAUACAACAUUACAAGCACAUGCCCAUUGGCACAUUACGAAAGUUCUCUUCAGUGCGAUGAACUGCGCACCGCCUUCUCGAGUAAUCUAUCCAUACACACCAACACGGAAUUCACCUAAAGUUUUCCCUUAACUUAAGAGCACAACAUGAACCAUUUUGAUUCGAUACCAAAGAGCUUGAUUUCUAGUCUAGUUGCAUAAUUAAUUUAACAACCAAACUUCCGACCAUCGAAGGACCACCACAGUAGUGAGGAGUCCUGCGUUUUACCUAAUCAUAUAUUCCAUGUAAUAUAUCCUACCACUUUUUCUAUCUUGCGAGAAAACAACUAAAACGCACAGCCCCACAUUCAAUGCUAUCGUCGCUGCAUUCUUAAAAUCAAAAUAUUACUAGCAAUAGGUGACAGCGAUACAAAGCGGGUUUCAAAAAAUCUAGAAACUAGUCAUUGUUGAUACGCACACGCAUGCGGUGUGUGCCAACAGUUAGAUAAUUUUGAGAUAUUAAAAUUUGUAACUGCUAUCAAACUGUGUCAAAUAUCAGGUACGGGCACAUGCCGGAAGAGGAAAUUUAAAAGCAAAUACUUCAAUAUAAUCAAACCCUUAUUAAACAGUGUCAUAAAAUUUUGAAACAUGUUUACCGGAAGGUGAUAAAAAACUCAUUAUAUCAAUCUACUCAAUACCAGACCAGUAAUAAAAAUGUACGUUUGAAUGUUGUGCUAUUACGACGAAGUAUAUCGUUCCCGUUUCCCGGCCACAUGCAAAAGCAGCAUUAAGUCGUAUCCUUUAGGAUUUCGUUGGUACUUAGCAAACAGAAACAAAAAUGGUCAUGAACGCGUCAUGUAAACACUUGUAUUUGUAUAAUCAGGUAAAGCGUUUAAAAUAUAACACACCUC